Molecule: messenger RNA, 2848 nt
Organism: Salvia miltiorrhiza (redroot sage)
Lineage: Eukaryota; Viridiplantae; Streptophyta; Magnoliopsida; Lamiales; Lamiaceae
Product: 5-methyltetrahydropteroyltriglutamate--homocysteine methyltransferase-like
Exons: 11
Coding region: 171-2165 (664 amino acids)
Molecular function (GO): 5-methyltetrahydropteroyltriglutamate-homocysteine S-methyltransferase activity; zinc ion binding
Source: RefSeq, a predicted model, not a curated record
UACUUCUUUUGCUUGCCGCUGCUGUCUCUGUUCAUCUGUUGCGCUCAUUCAUCCAUAUCUAGCUCUUCAGCAAUUUUGGUUUCAUAAUUGAUUGUUUUGGAGUUUCUGUUUGAUUCGCUUAGAUCUAUUCUAAUCGCUGUUUUCCGACGUUGGUUGCUUGAUCUGAAAAAAUGGCAUCCCAUAUUGUUGGAUACCCCCGAAUGGGCCCCAAGAGAGAGCUCAAAUUUGCUCUGGAAUCUUUCUGGGAUGGCAAGAGUAGUGCCGAGGAUUUGGAAAAGGUGGCAGCUGACCUCAGAGCAUCCAUUUGGAAGCAGAUGUCUGAUGUUGGGAUCAAGUACAUUCCCAGCAACACAUUCUCAUACUAUGAUCAGGUGCUUGACACAACUGCGAUGCUCGGUGCUGUUCCCCCAAGAUACAACUGGACUGGUGGAGAGAUUGGUUUCUCCACUUUCUUCUCCAUGGCCAGAGGAAAUGCUUCUGUUCCUGCUAUGGAGAUGACCAAGUGGUUUGACACCAACUACCACUUCAUUGUCCCAGAAUUGGGACCUGAUGUGAAAUUUUCUUAUGCUUCUCACAAAGCUGUUAAUGAAUACAAAGAGGCUAAGGCGCUCGGUGUUGAUACUGUUCCAGUUCUUGUUGGUCCUGUUUCAUACUUAUUGCUUUCCAAACCUGCCAAGGGUGUUGAGAAAACUUUCCCUCUUCUUUCCCUUCUUGACAAAAUUCUUCCAAUCUACAAGGAAGUUAUUGCUGAGCUGAAAGCAGCCGGUGCAUCUUGGAUUCAGUUUGAUGAGCCCACCUUAGUUAAGGAUCUUGAGUCUCACCAGUUGGAAGCAUUCACAAAGGCAUAUGCUGACCUUCAAUCAUCUUUGUCUGGCGUUGAUGUUCUAAUUGAGACUUAUUUUGCUGACAUUCCUGCGGCUGCAUUCAAAAUCCUUACCUCAUUGAGUGGAGUUUCUGGUUAUGGUUUUGAUUUGGUUCGUGGAACCCAGACCCUUGAUUUAAUCAAGGGUGGAUUUCCAUCUGGAAAAUACCUCUUUGCUGGAGUUGUUGAUGGAAGGAACAUCUGGGCUAAUGAUCUGGCAGCAUCCCUCUCCACCCUGCAGUCUCUUGAAAGCAUAGUGGGAAAGGACAAACUUGUUGUGUCGACCUCCUGCUCACUUCUCCACACUGCAGUGGAUCUGGUAAAUGAGCCUAAGUUGGACCAAGAAAUUAAAUCAUGGCUCGCAUUUGCAGCUCAAAAGGUUGUUGAAGUAAAUGCUUUGGCAAAGGCAUUGACUGGUCAGAAGGAUGAGGCAUACUUCUCUGCCAAUGCUGCUGCUCAGGCAUCUAGGAAAUCCUCACCUAGGGUGAACAAUGAAGCUGUCCAAAAGGCUGCCGCUGCAUUGAAGGGUUCUGACCAUCGUCGUGCUACAAACGUUAGUGCCAGACUUGAUGCUCAACAGAAGAAGCUUAACCUUCCAAUCCUCCCAACCACCACUAUUGGUUCAUUCCCACAGACAGUGGAACUCAGAAGAGUGCGCCGUGAAUACAAGGCCAAGAAGAUCUCUGAGGAGGACUACGAUAAAGCUAUCAAGGAGGAGAUCAGCAAGGUUGUCAAGCUUCAAGAAGAGCUUGACAUUGAUGUUCUAGUUCACGGAGAGCCAGAGAGAAACGAUAUGGUUGAGUACUUUGGAGAGCAGCUGUCUGGUUUUGCCUUCACAGCAAAUGGCUGGGUGCAAUCAUAUGGAUCUCGAUGUGUGAAGCCACCAAUCAUCUAUGGUGAUGUCAGUCGCCCCAACCCAAUGACUGUUUACUGGUCCUCUGCUGCCCAGAGCAUGACCAAGCGCCCGAUGAAGGGAAUGCUCACUGGCCCUGUUACCAUUCUCAAUUGGUCUUUUGUGAGAAACGACCAACCCAGAUCCGAGACCUGUUAUCAGAUUGCUUUGGCCAUUAAGGAUGAAGUCGAGGAUCUUGAGAAGGCCGGUAUUACUGUGAUCCAAAUCGACGAAGCUGCAUUGAGAGAAGGGCUGCCUCUACGCAAAUCCGAGCAUGCUUUCUACCUGGAUUGGGCUGUACACUCCUUCAGAAUCACCAACGUGGGAGUUCAAGAUACUACCCAGGUGUGUGUCGUCUCUUGUCCUUCACACAACAUUUCCUUGAAUGGACUAAUUUGUUGGUUAUUUUGAUGGACAGAUCCACACCCACAUGUGCUACUCCAACUUCAAUGACAUCAUCCACUCCAUCAUCAACAUGGAUGCCGAUGUGAUCACAAUUGAGAACUCACGUUCAGACGAGAAGCUGCUGUCAGUGUUCCGUGAGGGAGUCAAGUACGGAGCUGGAAUCGGGCCAGGUGUGUACGACAUCCACUCCCCGAGAAUCCCAUCUACGGAGGAGAUUGCGGACAGGAUCGAGAAGAUGCUUGCUGUCCUUGAGACCAACAUCUUGUGGGUGAACCCAGACUGCGGUCUCAAGACUCGCAAAUACGGAGAGGUGAAGCCCGCCCUCGAGAACAUGGUUUCUGCUGCCAAGCUCCUCCGAGCCAAGCUUGGCAGUGCAAAAUGAGUCUACGAUGGGUUGGUUGUGCUAAGCUAAACAGAGUAUUGUUAUGAAAUAACUUUGGUCCCUGAUGAGAGAUCAUUUUCUAGGUGGCAUUUUGCUUUCCAUCCUUUCUUUAAGUAUAUUUCUGUCUUUCUAGGAAUUCGUUUACUAUAAUAUUGAGUGUAUCCUCGUGGGAAAUUGAAAGAAUUUUGUGUUUUUUGUAUCUCGGCAACUUUUUAGAAAGAUGGUCGUUGUAUCCCAAAACUACUAUCUGUUGCUCUAAUUUGCAUUACUCAAUAAAUAAUCAGAUCUCGGAACUUUCAUUUGGUUA